Populus euphratica (Euphrates poplar) is the source of this 1134-nucleotide messenger RNA. Its product is annotated as cyclin-dependent kinase F-4-like. Gene Ontology annotation, molecular function: protein kinase activity; ATP binding. NCBI's taxonomy places the organism in Eukaryota, Viridiplantae, Streptophyta, Magnoliopsida, Malpighiales, Salicaceae. Gene Ontology annotation, biological process: protein phosphorylation. The transcript has a single exon. Bases 1 to 1134 code for a protein of 377 amino acids. The record is from RefSeq and is a predicted model, not a curated record.
AUGGAAAGGUACACGUUAAUGAAAGAACUUGGGGAGGGAACCUAUGGCAGUGUCCUGAAGGCGACUAAUAACGAGUCUGGUGAAGUUGUUGCCAUUAAGCAGAUGAAGAGAAGAUAUGAUUCAUGGGAAGAAUGUUUGAGUUUGAGAGAAUUGAAGUCCUUGCAGAAUUUGCAUCAUCCAAACAUUGUGAUGCUUAAGGAGCUUGUCCGCCAAAACAGCAUUCUGUAUUUCGUUUUCGAGUACAUGGAACAGAACCUUUAUCAGGUAAUUUCUGACAGGAAAAUCCUGUUCUCAGAAGUUGAAGUUCGGAACUUGUGUCGUCAGGUGUUUCAGGGUCUUGCUUACAUGCAUCAGAAAGGAUAUUUUCACCGCGAUCUUAAGCCGGAGAACCUGUUGGUUACUGAAGACGUUGUUAAGAUUGCUGAUUUUGGUCUUGCAAGAGAAAUCGAUUCGCAGCCGCCGUAUACACAAUAUGUUAGCACCCGCUGGUAUCGCGCUCCUGAAGUGAUGCUGCGGUCAGAUUGUUACAGUUCUAAGGUUGAUAUGUGGGCUAUGGGCGCUAUCAUGGCCGAGUUAUUCACUCUCCGUCCACUGUUUCCUGGUACCAAUGAGGGAAACCAGAUGUACAGAAUAUGCAGUGUCUUUGGCACUCCAACUAUAGAUUCAUGGGCUGAUGGAGUUCAUCUUGCGAGGACUCUUAACUACCAAUUUCCAAACUUUGAUGGUGUCCAGCUUUCGGCAUUGAUCCCAUCUGCCAGUGAGGAAGCAAUCGACCUUAUUUCAAUGCUUUGUUCUUGGAAUCCGUGCAAUAGGCCUACUGCUGAGGAGGCCUUAAAACAUCCUUUCUUCAGGAAUGGCCAUUACAUUCCGCCUUGUCUUCACUUCACAGCCGCUGCUAACAGAGAAAAUCAUUCUGAUGGAUCAAUAGAAGAAUUAGAGCAGAAACGCGACAUGGGAUAUUGCGGGGCUCUAUAUGAUUCAAGUCUCAAUUACAACUUUCCUUCCUCCAACAAGUUAGACACCAGUUCGAGUACAGUUGCAAGUUCUAUCAACACAAGCAGAACAACUGUUCGUGGAGUUUCAGAUGCAGCAGAUUUUUCAGCAAGCUUGACCGUUCUUACAUGCAAUUUGUAA